GGACUCAGUCCGCCGAAGACUUUAGAAGUUAAGAAAUAUGAAUUAUCACAUCCAAUAAACGUGAUAAGUACUAUCAAAUAAUAAAUUUUGAAAUUUACAGAGAAUGUAUUGAGAUUUUCCAAUAUAAACAUUUUAAAUUAGUAGAUAAGUUAUCAUCACUACAAAACAAACAUAAUAUGUGCAUACAUAUGUUUGUUUAAAAAUACUGCAAUAUUUAUUGUAUUAAGAUUUUUGAUAAUAAAUUAUCAUUGUUAUUUAUUGAUAGUAAACGACAAGGUUUAAAAUGUUUUAUAUGAUUAAAUAAACAUAAAAUAAUACAUUUUCAAAUUCAUUCUAACGUAAACGCAGGUUUCAUAUAACCUCAAAAAAUUGUGUCGUGUACAACGUGUGUAUUGCUGUUUAUUGUGUAAGUUUACGUUUAUGGCUAAGCGAAAUUUCGUGUUGAAACACAACCAACUGUAAUUACUCAAGACUAUAAAGGCUCGAUAAAUCAUCUUUGUUAAUUAAAAAGUCGCGUGUCUCGCUAAAUAAUACCUACAACUUCCCAUUAUUCAUUUGGAAAUUAAUAGUUCUCUUCUCAAAAUUCUUCGUUUCGCAGGUUUUAUUAGAAUGGCUUCGACGAAAACUAAAUCGAGGCCCUUGGUGCUUUGUGGUCCCUCCGGAUCAGGUAAAAGUACCUUCCUAAGUAAAUUGAUGACGGAUUUCCCAAAUAGAUUUGGAUUCUCAGUUAGUCACACAACCAGAAAACCUCGGCCAGGUGAAAAAGAAGGUGAUCAUUACCAUUUUACCGAUAGGGAGUCUAUAAAAAAAGCAAUUGAUGCUGGAGAUUUCAUUGAAUCUGCUGAAUUUAGUGGAAAUAUUUAUGGGACAAGCAAAAAAGCUGUUGAAACUGUGUGUGAAAAAGGAAAAAUAUGCAUAUUAGAUAUUGAUAUUCAAGGUGUUAAGCAGGUUCGGAAUACACACUUACAACCGUGGUAUAUAUUUUUAAUGCCUCCUUCAUUGGAAGUUUUGGAAAAUAGAUUAAAGAGUAGAAACACAGAAACAGAAAAGAGUUUAAAAUUAAGGUUAGAGACAGCUGCAAAAGAAAUCGAAUAUGGGACUACUCCAGGCAAUUUUGACUUUAUUGUUAUUAAUGAUAAUUUAGAACAUGCUUAUUCACAAUUAAAAGGAUUUAUUGAAGGUAAUGUUUUAAAAGAGGACAACAAUAUCAAUGAUGUUCAAAUAGCUUAAAUUAUUUUUGUCUAUCUGAUUAAUUGACUGUUGAUAGAAUGUUUAAACUUAUUUAAUUAGAAAGGAAAGAAUAAAUGUGGUUAUUUUAAGAAAUCAAUUAUAUUAAUGUGGGGUACUCAUGUAGAAAUAUUUGAUUAAAAAAUGUAUAUUAAUUCUAUUUUAUUCAUUAUGAGAGUGUCUGUUAAAGAUAUCAAUAUAAAAAGGACUGUAAAGUAGAAUAAGCAUUUAUCCAGUCAAAAAACUGAAUGUUAAAAGUAGCAAUAAAUGUAAAACAACAAUGUUAUUGUAUUAAUGGUAGAAAUUAACGAAAUAUUCAUCUAUGAAAGUGAGAUAGAUAUAGUAAUAAAUGUGUUAAGUUUCUUGAAACUUUUUUAAAUAUUUAUUUGAUUUCUUAUAUUUGCCAAUUAAAAAAUAAUAUCUACUCUGUCCAGAAAGGUUUACUUUUAUUGUAUAUGCACUCAUUUCACUACAUUUUCUUUUGCAUUUUAUUACUAGUUUCUGUAUUUAAUUGCAGGUUUGUCAAGAACAUCUGUUCUCAACUAAAUUUCUUUUGUUAUUACUAUUAUAUUUAGAUAAUUUAUUUUUUUAUACUGUUCAUAUUUUUUGUGUAAGUCAUUAGCUUAAAUAUUAUACUUAUUUUGUACUUUUUAUUUAUUUACUACCAAUGUUAAUGUAAAAUCUUUAAGUUGAUUAAACCAUUUUUUUGUAUAUUUAAAAAAAAUUAUGUGUUAACCACUAAAAAGAACAUCACUUUUACUUAAUAGCUGAAUCAAAGAUUAACUGUAACAACUUAACUUAAACAACGACUCGUUUUAUUUGAACAGUAGAAUUUAACAUCUGUUCCUGUAAUCUGUGAGUACGUGAUAUCUAAUAAAGUUUUCUCCAAGCAUC
This is a messenger RNA of Onthophagus taurus, 2121 nucleotides long. RefSeq names its product guanylate kinase. The record is from RefSeq and is a predicted model, not a curated record. Gene Ontology annotation, biological process: purine nucleotide metabolic process. Gene Ontology annotation, molecular function: GMP kinase activity. Gene Ontology annotation, cellular component: cytosol. Lineage: Eukaryota; Metazoa; Arthropoda; Insecta; Coleoptera; Scarabaeidae.